Messenger RNA from Trichomonas vaginalis G3, 595 nucleotides. Its product is annotated as organellar and viral DNA polymerase type B. The record is from RefSeq and is a predicted model, not a curated record. The transcript has a single exon. The annotation marks the transcript as partial. NCBI's taxonomy places the organism in Eukaryota, Parabasalia, Trichomonadida, Trichomonadidae.
AUGUUAGCAACAACUUCACCAAACUCGUUAGUCAUGAACCCAACUUCAAUGUUAGUAGAAAUGAAAAGCUUCAUUCCUUCUUCAUAUACUUUCGAAACAGAAAUCCAGAAGAUAAAGCAAGAACUUCUCCAAGGAGAUUUAGAUUGCACUGCAAAAGAUGAAACAAAUGAAGAAUAUCUUUAUGAAAUGCAGGAUAUUAUUGACCAUCUACCUAAACUUCCUGAAAUACAACAACAAAAGCUUACUAUUCCAGAAUUCGAUGAAAUAGAAGUCAAAGCAACUGACUCAGUAGAAAUAAAGAAGUUCAUACGUAAGGUUAACUAUGAGUUUCUUGGAUUUCAUUGCAACCACAAAGUCAUGGACAAAGACUGCGAUAUGGUAUAUAAGAAUGUUUCUGACAUAUAUAAAUCUGAAGAAUUUAAGACCUACGACAACUUUGUUUCGUUAGUUGCUGAAUGUGUAUGGCAGAUAAGAGAUAAAGAUAAAAGAGGUAAGGUAUGGAAUGAACAAAUAAAACCCGCAACUUUUGAGUUAAAGAAAACCAUUGACGCUAUAGUUGUUUUAGCAGGUAAGGUUUCAGAAUAUAACGCAAAAA